Molecule: messenger RNA, 1593 nt
Organism: Nannochloropsis gaditana CCMP526
Product: sua5 family protein
Exons: 2
Coding region: 241-1593 (450 amino acids)
Biological process (GO): regulation of translational fidelity
Cellular component (GO): cytoplasm
Molecular function (GO): nucleotidyltransferase activity; tRNA binding; double-stranded RNA binding
Source: RefSeq, a predicted model, not a curated record
AAAUAUAGGUCCAGAGGACUUGGCAAGGUACACUUGUCAAGUUUUCUGAAGCGCUACUUGGAAGUGCUUUUAGACUAGCAGCUCGACGGAAAGCCGUACCUUUCAUUUCAGGGAGUUUAAGUGGCUUGCAACUUUUUGAAGCUUCCUCCCUGAGCUUGUGAAUUCUGUCUAUGCGCUUAGGGUUGCUGGCCUGUACUAGAUUAAACGUCCUCACCUACAGUAUCUGUUGUUUUCUGGCUCAUGACUGUUUCCACCUCCGCUUCCACGUCCUCUUCCCCUCCUACAAUUGAAGCAGAGCUAACCAGUGAUGUGGAUCGCGCCGGUGAUUAUUUGCGCGCGGGUGGUUUGGUGGCCUUUCCUACCGAAACAGUCUACGGACUGGGCGCUAAUGCAUACCUGGAGAAAAGCGUCCGGCGCAUUUUUGAGGUGAAAGGACGGCCUCUAACAGAUCCUCUCAUCGUUCAUGUGGCGCAGAUUGAGGAGGCUUGGUCGGUAUUUGCCUGCGGCGGGAACACCACUUACCACCAUGCGGCCAGCAAUAACAGCGUCCCACAUGUCGAGGUCAGGGCGGCCGAAGAGGGAAAAAAAGAGAAAGAUCUGCUAUCCACACUUGCCCACGCCUUCUGGCCUGGACCUCUCACGCUGGUCGCACCUGCGGCGGCUGCCAUUCCCUCGGCUGUCACCGCCGAGACAGGGUGGGUAGGGGUGCGAGUCCCCUCGCACUCCUUAGCCCGCGCUCUGCUUCGGGCGGCGGCGGUCCCUGUAGUGGCCCCUUCCGCGAAUCGUUUCGGACAUGUCAGUCCCACAAGUGCAGCCCAUGUACAGGCAGAUCUAGGGGGGCACUCCUUGCUCAUUUUAAAAGAGAAGGAAGAACAUCAUGCAGGGCAGGGAGCUUGCGAAAUUGGGAUUGAGUCAACAGUGGCGAAGGUCGACGCACGAGAAGGACGCGUGACGAUUUUGAGGGCUGGAGCGGUCACGUGCUCGCAGUUGGAGUCCGCCUUACGAGGAAAAGGUGUAGAGGUAGUCGUCAAGGGCCACGCACGGCAGCAGGAGGAGCAGCCCAAGGCGAAGGCGCACGGGGAAGCUGGGGGGGAUGUCAUGCCGAAGGAACUCAGGACAGAGGACCUGACAAACGACGAAAACAUGCCUCAGAUCGCGCCUGGUCAAUGUCUCAAGCACUACGCGCCUGAUCGGCCCACGUACCUUCUAUCGGCUUUGCAAGCGACAGAAAGCUGGGUUGAUCUACUGGCAGGCCGAGCCGUUAUUUUGGACAUGGGGGGCCGUUUGCAGAGAUUAAAAGGACUUGCAGCCCAUUAUAUGGAUUUGAGUGAAGCAGGAGAUGUGAGAGAGGCAGCGGCGGGGCUCUUUCAAGCAUUGCGAUGGGCGGAAAGUGUGGAUGGAGGGAAGGGAAAACUCGAGUCGGAGGAAGAUUUGCUGGUGUUGAUCGUCGAUUUGAGAAGGGAGGGGAACAGAAGAGAAGGGCAAGGCAAAACGGCUGAGGGGGAGGACGCCGAGUUCGCAGUGGCCCUUAUAGACCGAAUCAUGCGCUCGGCGUCAGGACAAGCGGCGGGUCCUUUCCUUGUGAGUCCAUAA